CUGUGACUCUCCGCAGACGGCUUCAGAAGAGACCACACUUGCCUGAACUCUGUCGCCUCUCUCUCCAAGCUUUUAAUUCAGCUUUGACAUUUCUUAUCUCUUUCGUAUGUUCUUCAACAGCACCGUCUCGAUUCACGAGCUAGGUCGUCCAUUGAUUGGGGAUUAGAGCCACUCGAACAGAUUCCACUUUGACUUCGGUGGCAAAGGCGGGGAAAAUUAAAAGCGCAACUUCGUCUCGCUAAAUUUUGAACUGGCAAUUGUUGUUUCUGAAUUGGCUUUCUCAACAACACUUCCUAGAAAUCCAAGUUGAAGCUCCCUACUUCUCUCUGUCUCUCACAUUUGGGGCUCGAGGGUUGCGUUUCUCACCCUUGUUGCUUUUUGAUGUCAUUUCUCUCACUACAGUUUUUGUAAUAUCUGUUUUUGGAUCUGCCUAACCCUAGUCACAGUAAUAUCUUAUAGCAUGGACUCUCCUCAAUCUGUUGUGUCGCCGUUCAAGAGCUCUGUGUUGGGUGAUAGUGAGAAGCAAAAGUCUGGUCCCUUGUCUAAGGACAUAGAGGUCAAUGGAAAGGAAGCCACCAAGCCGAAUCUAGAAGAUUCCAUUGGUGUUCUUGAUGUCUGCAUUCAUCAAGCUAGGGACAUCCAUAACAUUUGCAUAUACCACAAGCAAGAUGUUUAUGCUAAGAUCUGCUUAACUAGCAACCCUGACACCACUGUUUCCACCAAGAUCAUUAAUGGGGGUGGAAGGAACCCUGUGUUCAAUGAGAAUCUUCGCCUUAAUGUUAAUUCUGUUGAUUCCUCUCUUAAAUGUGAGAUAUGGAUGCUGAGCAGGGUCAAGAAUUAUCUAGAAGAUCAGCUUCUUGGUUUUGCCUUGGUGCCUUUGUCUGAAGUGCUUGCUAAGAAUGGAAGAACACUUGAGAAAGAGUUCUCUCUUUCUUCAACUGAUCUGUUCCAUUCCCCAGCCGGCUUUGUCCAAUUGUCCCUUGCAUACACUGGAGCUUCCCCUGAUGUCAUGGUGAUCCCCUCUUCAGUCUCCACCGAGGCAGCAGCCACUGAUUCCCCCUUGGCGCUGGACCCUGAGACCACCGAGUCACUGGCCAAAGAUUUGGAUAAGAUCGAGUUCCCGGAUCCGAAGAUUGUCAACGAAGAUCACCUGAUGGUUUCAGAAUAUUUUGGGAUUUCUUGUGAUGAAACCCAGUGUUCUGAAAGUCUGGCCACUUCUGAUGCUGAUCAUCACAGCUCUGAUGCAGGUGUUCAGCUUGUAGAAAGCUUCUCAGCAUGCAGUGUUGAGUCUGCCCAACCUGCCAUUACCAACGUUGAUUCACCACCAAGCAUUGUAUCAACAAAUGGGGUUUCUUCCCCAUCAGUGCAAGCUAGCUCAGACUCAUCUGAUGCUGCUCCUCCUGCUGCCGCAUCAAAAUCUCCCACUCAGGAACAAGUUUCCGGCGCCAAAGAGGAGAAACGCCUGGCGGAUGCCAAAGAUCGAAUGGGUGAGAGUGAUUCCUCAAGCAAGGUGGUGGUUCCAAACAAAGAAAAUGAAUCAUUCCCUAAGCCUGUUGUGUCUGUGAACAUUGAGCCAGAACCAAUGGUGGUGCAGCAGGAUAUAGUAGACAUGUACAUGAAAAGCAUGCAGCAGUUUACAGAGUCGCUGGCGAAGAUGAAGCUUCCAGAUAUCGAGAGCGGGUCACCGAGUUCAGGGAACUCGAGCUCAGAGAAGAAAUUGGAGUCACCAGCAUCAACAAAGAGCAACAAUAACUCUCGUGUGUUUUAUGGAAGCAGAGCUUUCUUCUGAGCUUUAACAUUCCCAUGUUCAAGUUUUUAUAUCCAAACAUGCAAGUGACCUUAGAUCUUUAGAACAAGAAAACUGAUGUCAGUAGUGGGAUGUAUGUAAUAAUGUGCUGUGUUAGUGUGGUUUCUUAUUCUACUUUCUGUACUUUGGGAUGUUUUAGGGUGACUCUGAUGAAUCAUGGCUCUGUUGUACUCUCUCUCUCUCACAAGCUUGGUUCUAUAUCUUAACUACAACGUGAACUUUUCUCUGUUUGAUCCAA
This is a messenger RNA of Neltuma alba, 2045 nucleotides long. RefSeq lists its product as uncharacterized. The record is from RefSeq and is a predicted model, not a curated record. The transcript is spliced from 3 exons. NCBI's taxonomy places the organism in Eukaryota, Viridiplantae, Streptophyta, Magnoliopsida, Fabales, Fabaceae. The coding region runs from base 461 to 1789 and encodes 442 amino acids.